AUGGAAUCAUGAUUACAUAUUAAUGAUAAUCAGUGUGUAUGUAUGUGUUUUUAAUGGCUUGGAACAGAAUGAGACAGAAUAAAUGAUUGCAAAAAUUAAUUUGAAAAUUUUUUGUUUAAUUUUAGGCUAUUUUUUAAAAACUGUUUAGAAGAAGUUGCGAUGGGUUUUAAUUGAUAUGAUGAUACACUUUUCAAUUCUACACAUAUGGCCUAAAUUAGAGCCAUGUUGCUUUGAAGUUAUUAAUAUGAUCAACUGUCAUCCAAUGGUAACUUCCAUGAAAUCCUUCAUUUUGAUUGGCCGCUGAGCAUUGUUGAUGGCAAAGUUACUAUGAUUGUGUAAAGUUGUUAAGUUUGCGAAACGGCUCUGAUCUGCUUUGCUCUUGAGAUGUCAUAAGAUACAUGUAGUUUGAUAAUGCAGUGGCAAAAAAAACAUGCUUUAGUUGCUAGGUUAAAGAAUAUUGAAAGAGACAUUUAAAGAAAUGUUGAUAAUGUUGCCAAUAGCAAUGUUAUAUACAAAUAGUAAGAUCAAAGUUUGUCAAGACGAAGGAAUCUUGUCUUGAUAUAUGAAACCCUCAUGCAUGGUGAUGCAAAGUGACUGCAUUCUUUCAUCCAGUACCACCCUAAAGUGUGGAAAUGCUUUGAUGUAAUGUACAUUGAUGAAAGCGCCAGCAGAUUAAUGAAUUAUUUUGUCUAACUGCCCAAUGCUCAAGCCAUUGCAAUAGCAAUUUAUGUGCUCUCUUCCAUGCAUGCAUUUUUCAAUAAUCAUGAAUGCAUUUUUCAAUAAUCAUGAAUGCAUUUAUGAUAUUUUUUUAGUACAAAUUAUCUAAAUAUGGGAAUGUUGACAAUUUAGGUUCAUGAUAAAAUCUGAAAUGAUGAAGGAUGAUACAGAAGUUUUCAUUAAUUCUAAACUAUCUAAAACGUUUUGAAAUCUUUCUUUUGUCAAAUUUAUCUCAUGAAUUGAGAGCAAACAUGUCCAUGUUUAAACCAUUGAAUAAAUUAGUCAUUAUGAAUUGAAAAUUUGAUAAUGGAUAUAAUCUAGUGAGGGAUGUUUUACAUGCAUUUGCAUGUGUAUUGCAUAAUGCAUUUUCCAACUUCCAGUAUCAAAGGCUCUUAACCCAUGGAAUGUGAAACUCUCUAAUUUCCAUAGACUUUCUAUCUUUCUCAAUCAUGAAUUGUAUUUGAUUUUUUGUAAUUGUUUUUCUUUCAGGUGAGCCAAGCGACAUGGUAUUCUGUUCUCUCAAGCUCGGUAUAUCACUGCUGAGGGGAGGCAAUGAAUUGGUUCAGAGGAAAAUGCUUGAACAUCUUCAGGACAAGAUGGAUGUUGGGUUCUUCACCAGUGUGGCUGAGCUCAUGGAGAAAUGCACAGUCCUAGAUCUGGAAGCAUUUGAGAGGUACAACAAAGCUGAAGGUUUGGGCGUGACUUCUGGAGAAAACGCAGGCUGUGAUGGACUUAGAGCAGGAGAGAAGGCAAUGCACGAUGCAGAGUUCACUUGCGCCCUCUUCAGGUUUCUGCAGCUGCUCUGUGAAGGUCACAAUUUAGAAUUUCAAAACUAUUUGAGAACCCAAGCAGGCAACCAUACUACAGUCAAUAUCAUCAUCUGCACUGUGGAUUAUCUACUGAGAUUACAGGAAUCAAUCAGUGAUUUCUACUGGCACUACUCUGGCAAAGAUGUUGUUGAUGCUCAGGGUCGAGAGAACUUCUCCAGGGCAUUCAAGGUUGUGAAGCAAGUCUUCAGCUCCCUAACUGAAUACAUACAGGGUCCAUGUUCUGGGAACCAGCUAGCCCUAGCCCACAGUCGUCUCUGGGAUGCUGUGGUAGGGUUCCUCCAUAUCUUUGCCAAUCUCCAGAAGAAAUUAUCCCAAGACACCAGUCAGCUGGAGCUCCUCCGUGAGCUGCUCAACCUCCACAAAGAAAUGGUUGUAAUGCUGCUUAGUAUGCUUGAAGGUAAUGUGAUGCAUGGUACCACUGGUAAACAGAUGGUGGAUACUCUUGUAGAGUCGUCAUCUAAUCUAGAGAUGAUAUUGAAGUUCUUUGACAUGUUCCUGAAACUGAAAGACCUUUCUUCUUCUGAGGCAUUUAGGGAAUAUGAUGCAAAUGGCGAUGGUUGGAUCUCACACAAAGAGUUUCAAAAGGCCAUGGAAGCACAGAAGAUGUACACAGCAGAUGAGAUUGACUACUUGUUGAAGUGUGCUGAUAGGAAUAACGAUGGAAGGAUCGAUUUCAACGAAUUCACAGAGAGAUUCCAUGGACCUGCCCAAGAUAUCGGUUUCAAUCUGGCUGUGCUGUUGACCAACCUUGCAGAUCACAUGCCUGGUGAUAGAAGGUUGGAACGGUUCUUACUGCAAGCAGAGAGUUUACUGAUAUACUUUGAACCCUACCUGGGUCGUAUUGAGAUCAUGGGCAGCAGUAGAAGAAUUGAACGAGUGUACUUCAAGAUCACAGAAUCACACAAAGCACAAUGGGAGAAACCCCAAAUCAAGGAAUCUAAACAACAGUUCCUUCAUGAGGUUGUCAAUGAAGGUGGAGAGAAAGAAAAACUGGAAGACUUUGUCAACUUCUGUGAGGACACUAUCUUUGAGAUGCAACAUGCAACCAGCAUCAGUGACACGGGCGAGAGCUUUCCAGAGAUCUUCAUGAGCCUGCUGACCUUUGGCGCCAGCCGGGACUCCCAGAACUGGCUGGUGUGGGCCGUCCGGGGUCUGAGGCCGUCCAACAUCCGCAGGCUGACGGGAGACUUCUUCAGCAGCUCCCAGUAUAAUAUCAAGCAGAUCCGUUCAAUGUCUCUCUUCAGGCUCUUCUUUGGUAUCAUCAGGCUCACUAUCAUGGGUGUCUUCAAACUGUUCAAGUUUGCCUUUGUCAUUGUGGGGUAAGUCUGAACAGAAAUUAUUCUCUAUCCCAACACCAAACUUGUUAUGCUUGUAUGAUAGUAAUUAAUGAUUGCUAGUUAUGAAGCACUUGUAUCCAUAGUGCAGAGUGCUUGUGGUGCCAUUUAUCAAAUAUUGGCAAUGUCCUGCUUAUAAAACCUUGAGACUUACAUACACUCAAACAUUCAAACUUGCCACUUUCCUUAUGGUUUUUGUUUGUGUUUUUUUAUAUCUAGCUUUGGUGUGAGAUUAUUGAGUGUUUGAGUGAGUGAAUAUUAUUGUGAUCAAUUUCUUGAUGAACAUUGUGUACAUGGGUAAAGCAUCUCUUUACAUACUUGACAACUUCUUCAAUUUUUCUUGGUUGUGAGUAGCACAAGUGUGUAUUAUUGUACGAAAGAACUUGCAAGUUUGUAUAUUAUGCUAUGUUACCUUGCUGUGAUGCAGGAGAUUGAAAAUCAUUUUUUGUAUGGCGAAUGCAUGAUUGCUCCCAAUGAAAACAUAGCUAUGUUUUUUAAAUGAUCCUAUUUUUUUAAGUAACUUGGUCUGAGUAAUAAGCAAGAAGGCCAUGAGCACUGACAUGGUUCGCUUUGUCAAGCCUGUUUUUGUUCAUGAUUCACCUUGUGCUUCCUUGGUUUGUAAUGAAAUAUAUAUUUUGAUGACAUAGAACUUAACACUUUUGUACACCUCAGAUUUGCAAUCUGCAGCUGAAAUAUCAAUUAGAACACCCAUGUACAUGCUUCCAUUUUUGUGAUCGAAUCUUUACAUGAUUCUUCAUGUGUGCAUCUAGCUUGUGGAAUGUUCCCUCACAAUUCCUUGGCUUUGUUGUGAAAAACAGCUAUCCACCUUAAUAGCAGUCAUAAGAAAAAAUAAAUCCUAAAAUUUGUAGUUGAUUAAAAUUAGCCAUAUUAUGAUGUUUGUGUGAGUGAGAAUGAUAAUAAAGUGUUUUUUACUGCACCGAUUUCUGCUCACUCAGGCACUCGUGGCUCUUACUCAUUUGUCUUUAGACUUUUGAAGCAUUCAGUGAUGAGCUGGCCAAUAAACAGUGGUUCCAAACUAUAGCUGCAGUUAGUGUUUAUUUGAUGAUAAGUUUGCUGAGAUUAAGCAGCAUGUGAUACUUGGGUACUGAAAUACAAAUUAGCAUGGUCAUGAAAUAUGAUAUUUAAAAAUCAUGCCCCUACUUUUUUUUACUCUUUUUUUUUCUUUUUCUUUUUGUAAUCCACUGCUCGAAUCUGUUUUCAGUAUAGCAUUCAAGAUUUAUGCUGUAAACUUUGUUAUAAAGCUAAGACAAGUAAACAGGAUUUAUUUUUAAUUUUUCAAAAGUUUUAUUUUGUAGUGAAUAAAAUACAAAAGAUUACUAAUUCUCAGAAAGUGUGGUACGUAUCUGCUCUUCUUCCACUUUCUGACUAUACAUGCCCCAUACUGAAUUAUUUCAAAUAGCACUUGCAUAAAGUGUAGAGAGGUUCUUUAGGUACUCAUUGACUGAUUUUGACCUCUGUCAUACCCCUCCUUGUGUUCACUGCCUAAAAUCUCAUUCUUUAUUGGUCUCAAACGUGACAUCUCUCCAGAAUGUCUGGUCCAUAAAAUAUUCAAGUCUAGCGCCACCAUGUGGCAAUAUAUAUCCACUGCCAUAUUUUGUUCCUGUUUGUUCACAACUUUAUGAUAGACUUUGUUCCCUGCCACACCUAUUUCUAAUGGAGAAUGUAAGGUCAGUUCAAUAUUCUAGUCUAGUGCCAUCUCCUGGCAUAUGCAUACAGUGAUCCAGUUCUUUGAAUUGGAGUACAAUUACUGAAACAUAGGGCUCUACCACGCCCUUUCCCCCUCUCUGUUAAAGGAUUACAUAAUUUCAAAUCCAUUCAAUAGUUGAGUCUAGCGCCAUCAUGUGGCACAAUUUUUACAAUGAUAUCAUGUCUUUAUCUGCCGGGAUUAUAUUUAACUUCCUCUUUGUGUACUAAUGAUUUGAUAGCAAAUUGUGAUAGAUUCAUGGUGAAUGAGAUUAGGAUUAAAGCUGCACUAUGUGUUUUAGGAGGGAAAUAGAGACAAUAAUUGUUAAGUUAUAAGUGCCAGUUGUAUGAUUAUUUCAGUGAGUCUAAUUGAUGCCAAAUAAUUAAAUGUUGAAUUUGAAAAACAUAUAUGAGUAGGUUUUAGAGUUAAUGUGUUCAUAUAAUUUGAUCAGAUGUCAGGUCCAUG
This is a messenger RNA of Lytechinus pictus (painted urchin), 5051 nucleotides long. RefSeq names its product ryanodine receptor 2-like. Gene Ontology annotation, molecular function: ryanodine-sensitive calcium-release channel activity; calcium ion binding. The coding region runs from base 1221 to 2870 and encodes 549 amino acids. The transcript has 18 exons. Lineage: Eukaryota; Metazoa; Echinodermata; Echinoidea; Temnopleuroida; Toxopneustidae. Gene Ontology annotation, cellular component: smooth endoplasmic reticulum; sarcoplasmic reticulum membrane; calcium channel complex. Gene Ontology annotation, biological process: striated muscle contraction; release of sequestered calcium ion into cytosol by sarcoplasmic reticulum. The record is from RefSeq and is a predicted model, not a curated record.